Messenger RNA from Trypanosoma theileri, 330 nucleotides. RefSeq lists its product as uncharacterized. The record is from RefSeq and is a predicted model, not a curated record. Bases 1 to 330 code for a protein of 109 amino acids. The transcript has a single exon. NCBI's taxonomy places the organism in Eukaryota, Euglenozoa, Kinetoplastea, Trypanosomatida, Trypanosomatidae.
AUGGAAACGGUCGUCAGUGAAGCGAAGACAGAACCGACAGGUAUUACAGAAAUUCUCAAUGUAGAGGAGAGAAUUGCGCAGAGACGCAGUACCCUUCCAUCUCUGGAUCUACCUGAGGCCUCUGGGGGAAUUCCCUUUUCGAAAAAUAGUUCUUUUGUGGAGGCAAAUGUCGUGGCUGAUCCCAACGUCUGGAAUCACCGUUUCACUGGAACAUUUACUACACCAGUUGCAAAUGUGGCUGCAGAAGAGAAGUCAUUGACUUCAACGAGCCUCAAACCGGAUAGACCACCCACUCCUGAGGUAUCUUGUUGUUCUUUAUUUUUCAGUUAG